AAGAUAAGAGAGAUGUUCAUUAAUUGUAAUGUUUGUAUGAUAAUGAAUUAACGACGCGGUAACAAAUAUUUGUCGAUUAGUUUUUGACUUUGAAAUUUCGGGGUUAAGUUCUUCGACGAAGUACAUGCACAAACUAUUUUUAAAUAAAAGUUUAACACCAUAUCUACUUAUAUGAAAAAUGUCAUUUUAUUAUGAAGGAACUGAAGAACAAAUACCAAAAGUGAAAUGUUGGUAUCCAAGAACAAUAGUUUAUGAUCCAUUAAAAGCUGGUAGUAUAGAUGGUACUGAUAUUGAACCACAUGAUAAAGGAAUUACUAGAGCCAUAAAUUCCAAUUAUAAAAUAUCUGACAAAGCAAAAGGAAUUCCUGAAAAUACCAUAUUUGUUGGCAGACUAAGUAUAGAUACAACGGAAGAAGAUUUAGAAAAUGAAUUUUGUCAUUAUGGUAAAAUGAAAGCUUUAAGAUUGGUUAAAGAUCUUAUAACUGGCAUUAGUAAACAAUAUGCUUUUAUUGAGUACAAAACAUUUAAAAUGGCACUUAAUGCUUAUAACAGGUGUAGAUCAGUUAUAAUAAAGAAUUCUCAGAUAUUUGUAGACUUUGAAUGUGGACGAUUACUGCCUGGAUGGAAACCUCGAAGAUUAGGUGGAGGUUUUGGAGGUAAAAGACAAUCAGGUCAACUUAGAUUUGGCGGUAGAAUUAAAGGUUUUAUACCACCAGUAUAUCUGAUGGGACAUCGAAAAAUGAAUUACGAGGAUAUCGAUGCAAUAAGAAAAUCAAUCAAAACUUCCCAAUCUAAAAAAGACGUUCGUUCAAAUUCUGUUAGAGUUUCAACUACACCUGCACCUACAGUCAUAUCAUUACCAUUAACACCUCCAUCACAACCAGCUAUAGUUUUACCAUUAACACCUCCUUCGUGUUCAAAUCCAUUUUUACCAUUAACACCACCUUCACAACCAAUAAUUGUCUUACCAUUAACACCUCCUUUAAAUUCAACUAUCACAUUACCAUUAACGCCACCAUCACAUUCAACCACAUCUUUACCUUUAACGCCACCCUUAAAUUCAAUUCCACCUCCUUGAAAUUAUAUUCAAUUUUAAUAAACAUACUAAAAAUUUAAAAGAAUUAUUAGUAAUUAUUAUAAGUAAUUUCAUAAUAUAAAUAUAUAGUUUUAUUUUUAUUUAUCUGAAUAAUAAUAAUAUAAUAAUUAUUUUGAAUGUAUAAACGUUUUUACUAUUAUUACUUACAAUUAUUAACUUACAAUACUUUAUAAUUUAACAAAAAUAAUAUUAGUAUUAUUUUCUAUUGUUGUUUAUAUUUAAUAUGUUGCUUGUGUAACACUAGAAAACACAAAAUAAAAGUUGUUAACAACAUUAAAAUAUA
Aphis gossypii (cotton aphid) is the source of this 1379-nucleotide messenger RNA. RefSeq names its product U11/U12 small nuclear ribonucleoprotein 35 kDa protein-like. Gene Ontology annotation, molecular function: mRNA binding; snRNA binding. Gene Ontology annotation, cellular component: precatalytic spliceosome; U12-type spliceosomal complex. Lineage: Eukaryota; Metazoa; Arthropoda; Insecta; Hemiptera; Aphididae. The coding region runs from base 179 to 1078 and encodes 299 amino acids. Gene Ontology annotation, biological process: mRNA splicing, via spliceosome. The transcript has 4 exons. The record is from RefSeq and is a predicted model, not a curated record.